AUGGCAUGGCUCUAUUCGGCUGUUUUCAAGUUACUGUCCGAUGACAACAGGGACACAAGCUGCGCCAAAGUCCAACAAACUAUUACUGAAAGAAGUGAUAAGAAUGCAGGCAGCCAGCAACAAGCUUUCGCCACAGCUGAUCCCAGUGCACCUGUUAAUGCUGUACCGGACUCAGAGCAACCAGUCGCCGAAUCGGGGGAAUUCUAUUCGAGAAAACAGUGUUAUCCCCGUGAUUUUGAGGGAGAAUAUGAUUCUGCAGCGAAUCAUGUAAUAGCCCCACCAGCAGCGCCAGUAGCACCUUCAGUGCUGCCAGCAUUUACAUCUAUUUCAUCAACGACAUUCACAAAAGCUUCCGAAACACCAAAUAUCGAAAAAGUAGCACCAAAAGGCGGCGUUGCUGUUCUACCACCUGACAUUCUGGCCGAGGCGCAUGUUCGAGUAAAAGAGCGCGAGAAGAAACUGAACGAGUCAAGAACAAAUGAAAUAUUGGAGGCAUGUUUGUUGAGGCCAAUCCAUUUUGCGUAUUUUGAGACAACUUUUGUCUAA
Messenger RNA from Gongylonema pulchrum, 546 nucleotides. NCBI's taxonomy places the organism in Eukaryota, Metazoa, Nematoda, Chromadorea, Rhabditida, Gongylonematidae. The record is from the annotation of a GenBank genome assembly.